Messenger RNA from Neurospora tetrasperma FGSC 2508, 13047 nucleotides. Its product is annotated as cytoplasmic dynein heavy chain. Gene Ontology annotation, molecular function: minus-end-directed microtubule motor activity; dynein intermediate chain binding; ATP binding. The record is from RefSeq and is a predicted model, not a curated record. Lineage: Eukaryota; Fungi; Ascomycota; Sordariomycetes; Sordariales; Sordariaceae. The transcript has 4 exons. Gene Ontology annotation, biological process: microtubule-based movement. Gene Ontology annotation, cellular component: dynein complex. Bases 1 to 13047 code for a protein of 4348 amino acids.
AUGACGGAUUCGGUGCCUUCGCCCCCUCCCCAGCCGAGCCCGGACGCCAAUGGCGUUGCGACCACGCCGUUUGCUGCUGUCGAUCCUGUCAAGGUUGUCGACCAUCUCGUCCUCCUGCUUGAAGCUACCCUCGGCGCAAAGCGAGACGAGCUCGAAGCUCCCGGCAGUCUCCUGUCCAAGGUUCGCUAUUCGGACACCGUUCAGCGUUGCUCUCGCUUUGCCUUGGAUACCCAGGUUGCCCUGUACAUACAGAAAGAUCUUGCUCCCACCACUACACUUGAUGGAGAUAAUGGAGCCGAGGCUGAAGAGCCCGAGCCUACCCAUGUGUAUACUAUUUCAAGCGAUCUGACCUCGUCCCCAACGACUGUUGCCUACCUCGUCUUGCUGAAACGCCCUCAGCCUCUCGACCCUAUCGUCCCGCUCACCUCCCAGAUCCAGAUGCUCAACCUGCCGGGCCCUGCAUACCUAUCAACGAGCGGCAGCGAGCAGGGACCUACCAGCUCCCCUUACGAGAUUCUCCAGCUGUAUCUCCACAACGGUCUUGCUCCAUAUUUCGAUGCGAGCACCAAAAGCCAGCAGUUGCUCAACGGUGCCAGGGGCCGUCCCGAUGUCGAUGCCAAGACUGGAAUUCCUGUGACCAAGAAGCGCUGGACGGAGCUGGAACUGAGUCUGUCUCACCUCCAGCAAAAUGUCGAGAUCCCCGAGGUGUCUCUGCCCUUUCACCCUCUCGUACAGAGUACGCUUGAGGAAGCGGCCACCAAGAAUGUCAAACCCUCCAUCGACCUUCUUCCAGCCACCGUGCUAGCGGACAGCACGUUCCUUAACAACCUGCAGGCCACUGUCAACAACUGGAUCAAGUCUAUUCAGGUGAUUACCAAGAUGACGAGGGACCCGACGACCGGCACGGCCAACCAAGAAAUCAACUUCUGGUUGUCCAUGGAGGCAGCCCUCGAGGGAAUCGAGAACCAACUGCGGAGUGAGGGCGUUAUGCUCACGCUUGAUAUUCUCAAGCAUGCCAAGCGUUUCCAGGCCACUGUCAGUUUCACGGCUGAUACGGGCUUGAAGGAGGCCAUGGAAAAGGUUCAAAAGUACAAUCAGCUCAUGAGAGAUUUCCCGCUCGAUGAGCUGUUGUCUGCCACUACCCUCACAAAGGUUCAGGAAUCUAUUGGGCAGAUCUUUGGCCACCUCAACAAGAAGCUGAGGAUAUGCCCAUAUCCCAUUCGCCGCGCACUUCCCUUGGUCGAAGCCAUUUCUGGUGACUUGGACGAGGUCCUACACCGACUGCUUCCUGGAACGGAGCUGGUCAAACUCGACUAUGAAGAGUUCAAGGGUGUCAUGAAGCAGGCGGGCAGCAUCUUCCGCGCCUGGGACGAAAGCAUCAAAGAAUUCACCAAUGUCGCUCGUGAAGUGACUCGCCGGCGCAACGAGAAGUUUAUUCCUAUCAAGAUUAACCCACGUCACGCUGAGCUGCAGUCUCGCUUGGACUAUGUCCACAACUUCCGUGAUAACCACGAGCAACUCCAAAAGACGAUUAUUAACGUGCUGGGUCCCAAGGCCACUGUUAAUGGCAUUGUUACGGCGUCUGGCGCUAAUGGCGUCGCUGUAGUCGAGGAAAUCGGCGAUGUGGACGCGGUUGAUGAGGUUAAGCAAGCUUGGGAGGCUUUGAAGGAUGUCGAUUUGCUUGAUUGUACCCGUGAAGGCACCGAAAAAUGGGUACGCGCAGAGAAUAUCUACAACGAGCGCACUGCUCGUGUGGAGAAUUCCAUCAUCGCCCGCCUUCGUGAUCGUCUGGCUACGGCCAAGAACGCCAACGAGAUGUUUCGCGUCUUCUCCAAAUUUAACGCCCUGUUCGUGCGUCCCAAGAUUCGUGGUGCUAUCGCAGAGUACCAAACACAGCUCAUCGACAACGUAAAGCAGGCCAUUAGCUCUCUGCACGAGCGUUUCAAGCAGCAAUAUGGCCACUCGGAGGCUCAUGCUAUGGCUCAGCUUCACGAUCUGCCACCGGUGUCAGGUGCUAUAAUAUGGGCCAGACAAAUUGAGCGGCAACUUGACCAGUAUAUGAAGAAGGUGGAGCAAGUCCUUGGCUCAGAUUGGGCUCUUCAUACCGAGGGCCAAAAGCUUCAGAAUGAGAGUGAUCUGUUCAGGAAGAAGCUGGAUACCAGGCCCAUCUUUGAGGCUUGGCUUCAUGAUGUCCAGAGGAAGCAGAUAUCCAUCUCCGGCUUGCUGUUCACCAUCAAUAGGAUUCGCUCUGCUGGAAACAUCCUCGAGUUGGCCGUGAACUUCGACGCGCAGGUCAUCGCGUUGUUCAAGGAAACCCGAAAUCUGCUUUGGCUCAACUACCCUGUCCCCCAUUCGGUCAACAACGUGGCCAAAGAGGCAAAACGCGUAUAUCCCUUUGCUGUCAGUCUGAUGGAAAGUGUCAGGACAUUUGCCCAGACAAACCGCCAGAUUUCUGACAUGUCCGAGGUUGCUGUGCUGCUGAGCGGCCACCGCAACGAUGUGUACACGCUGAUCUCCAAGGGCAUACCGCUCCGGUGGGAGACAUUCGUCAAUACCUACGAAGUGCACUUCAAGCCAACUUUCAAUCCCAACACCCCACUGGGCCAGACAGGCUCCAAGGUUAGCGAGACGAAGCAUGUCAUGUUCAUCCGCGAGUUCGCUGCUUCGGUUUCGUUGCUGCAGUCCAAGACUCUCCUUCUUGCCAAUAUCUAUGUCACGGUACAAAAGGCACUCAACGAGCUCAAGACCUGUCCUUACGAGGCAUCGGCCUUCCAGUCACGCCUCGAAACCAUCCAGCAUGCAGUUGACCAGCUGAACUUGGAGCAGUACGUCAACCUUGGUUACUGGGUGGAGCGCAUGAACAGGCAAAUCAAGGAUGUUCUGUAUACUCGUUUGCAGGUCGCAAUUCAGGCUUGGAUACAGGCAUUUGAAGAUGAGGAUGUUGAGCGUCCGAGCGAGCGCAAGAGGCUUCUGGAAAUCGCUUCUCCUGAUGCGGCGAAGUCGAUUGGUCCGGUUAUCAAGAGUCUGGUGCACGAAAUUACCAUGCGGAAUCAAGUUAUUUAUCUCGACCCGCCUCUCGAAUACGCAAGAGCCAGCUGGUUUGCCCAGUUGCAGGACUGGAUUGGGGUUAUCUGCAACCUAAAGAAGAUCAAGGCGACCAGGUACACCAUGAGCCUUAGCACAGAAGUGGUUGAUGAGCCGCGCUUCAAUGAUCUUCCCGGUGAUUGUACUGAGGAGCUUCUCAGGGUGCAGACUUCAGUGGAGAAGAAGAUUCGCGAGAUUGGCGCUUAUGUCGACAAGUGGUUGCAGUUCCAGUCGCUCUGGGAUCUCCAAUCCGAGCAUGUCUAUGAUGUUCUUGGUGACCAGCUUUCAAGGUGGCUCCAGCUUCUUCAGGAGAUUCGCAAGACCAGGCAAACAUUCGAUACCACUGAGGUUAGCCGCUCGUUUGGCCACAUCACCAUUGACUAUGAUCAGGUCCAGACAAAGGUCAAUGCCAAGUACGAUCAGUGGCAGCAGGAUAUUCUCAUCAAAUUUGCCAGCCGCCUCGGAAACCGCAUGCGUGAAGUGUAUGCCGAGCUCGAGAAGGCUCGCAAGGACCUCGAGGGCCAGGCAAUGACGGCCAACUCCACGGCCGAGGCCGUCCGGUUCAUCACGAUUGUCCAGAGCUGCACUAGACAGGUUAAGCUGUGGGCUCCCGAGAUUGAAACCUUUAGGCAGGGUGAAUCGACUCUUGUCCGCCAGCGAUACCAUUUCCAGAAUGACUGGUUGCAUGCCGAGCAGGUGGAUGGCAUGUGGGAUAUGCUCAAUGAACUGCUUGCCCGCAAGAGCAAGAUUGUUACCGACCAGUCGGAUGCCCUUCGCGCCAAGAUCACUGCCGAGGACAAGGUGGUCAACGACAAGAUUGCCGAGAUCGCUCACCAGUGGAACGAAGAGAAGCCCGUGUCUGGCACCAUUGCUCCGGACGUCGCCUCUGCCACCCUCACGCAUUUUGAGCAGCGCAUUACCAAGUUGCAGGAGGAGUCGGCCAUGGUUGCCAAGGCCAAGGAGGCGCUCGAUUUGGCGCCAACUCCUGACACUUCGCUUGGUGUUAUCCUCGAAGAAGUUCAAGACUUCAAGUCUGUUUGGGCGUCACUGUCUACCAUCUGGAAGAACCUCAAUGAGCUUCGUGAGACGCUUUGGAACAGUGUUCAGCCGAGAAAGAUCCGUGCGUCGAUCGAUAAUCUUAUCAAAAUGACCAAGGAGAUGCCGAGCAGAAUGAGACAGUAUGCUGCGUUCGAGCAUAUCCAGAACGUGCUGAGGCAGCUGAUGAAGGUUAAUUCUAUUCUGGGCGAGCUCAAGUCGGAGGCUGUGCGUGAUAGGCAUUGGACCAAGAUCUACAAGCAAAUCAAGCCAGGUAAACGCUACUCUCCUGUCUCAAUGACCCUUGGAGACGUCUGGGAUCUGAACCUCGUCGCUACUGAGGUGAUUGUCAAGGAUAUCAUUAUCCAGGCUCAAGGUGAAAUGGCCCUCGAGGAGUUCCUCAAACAGGUCCGCGAGACAUGGACGAACUACGGUCUUGAGCUUGUGCAGUACCAGCAGAAGUGUCGCCUUAUCCGUGGCUGGGACGACCUUUUUGCUAAGUGCAGUGAGAACUUGAACUCGCUCCAGGCCAUGAAGCACUCUCCUUAUUACAAGGAGUUCGAGGAGGAGGCGUCCUCUUGGGAAGAGAAACUCAACCGCGUGCAUGUCUUGUUUGAUAUCUGGAUAGACGUCCAACGCCAGUGGGUUUAUUUGGAAGGCGUAUUCCACGGCAACGCGGAUAUCAAGCAUCUGCUGCCCAUCGAAUCUUCUCGCUUCCAGAACAUUAACAGUGAAUUCUUGGCGGUUAUGAAGAAGGUCUACAAGCAGCCCAAUGUCUUGGACGUGCUGAACAUCCCCAAUGUCCAGAAGUCUCUUGAGCGCCUCGCUGAGCUGCUCAACAAGAUCCAAAAGGCGCUCGGCGAGUAUCUCGAGAAGGAGCGUGUUUCAUUCCCAAGAUUUUACUUCGUUGGUGACGAAGAUUUGCUGGAGAUGAUUGGUAACAGCAACGACACCAUGCGCAUUGCCAAGCAUUUCAAGAAGAUGUUCGCUGGCCUCAACGGUCUUGUCAUGGAUGAUGAGGGAGUCAUCUCCGGCUUUACCAGCAAAGAAGGCGAGACAGUCAGACUCAAGAAGGAGAUCAACCUCGUGAAGACCCCCAGGAUCAACGACUGGCUCGCGCUGCUGGAGAAUGGUAUGAAGGUUACGCUUGCCGAACUGCUCGCUGAGGCAGUGGACGAGUUUACACCCAUUUUCUCGAGCGAAAACGUUGAUCGCGACGCCCUGAUCAAGUUCAUGAACACCUACCCCAGUCAGAUCGUCGUGCUCGCUACGCAGGUGGUUUGGACCACCGCGGUGGACCAGGCACUCGCCGAUGGCGGAAAGGACCUCCAGUUGCUGUUUGACCGCGAAGUUCAGGUCCUUCGGAUGCUUGCUGAUACUGUUCUCGGCGAUCUUGAAGUCCUGCUUCGGAAGAAGUGCGAGCAGCUUAUCACUGAAUGCGUCCACCAGCGCGAUGUGAUUGAGAAGCUCGUCAAACUUAACGCCAACUCCAACACACACUACAUGUGGCUUCUGCAGAUGCGCUAUGUUUACAACCCAGAAGGGGACUUUCUCCAGCGUCUGCACAUCAAGAUGGCCAAUGCCAAGCUUAACUAUGGCUUUGAAUAUCUCGGUGUUCCUGAUCGACUUCGGUUGGGUGGUUCGCCAUAUGGUCCUGCUGGAACAGGUAAGACGGAGUCCGUCAAGGCGCUCGGUCUACAGCUCGGUCGCUUCACGCUGGUCUUCUGCUGUGAUGAUACCUUUGACAACCAGGCCAUGGGCCGUAUCUUCCUCGGUAUCUGCCAGGUCGGUGCUUGGGGCUGCUUCGAUGAGUUCAACCGUCUUGAGGAGAAGAUUCUCUCGGCUGUCUCGCAACAGAUCCAGGAUAUCCAGCUCGGCCUGAAGAUGGGCGCCGAAGAUGAAAAGGCGCAGAUCGAGCUUGACGGCAGACAAAUCCACGUCAACGCCAACGCCGGUAUUUUCAUUACCAUGAACCCUGGUUACGCUGGCCGUUCCAACCUGCCCGAUAACUUGAAGAAGCUGUUCAGGAGCGUGGCCAUGUCGAAGCCCGACAAGGAGCUCAUUGCUGAGGUCAUGCUAUACUCCCAGGGCUUCAAUCAGGCAAAGCAGUUGAGUAAGCAUACUGUGCCGUUCUUCGACCAGUGCUCUCAAAAACUGUCCAAGCAGGCGCAUUACGACUUCGGUCUCAGAGCCCUCAAGAGCGUGCUGGUUAGUUCCGGUGGCCUGAAGCGCGCCAGACUGCUGGAGACCGGCGAGGCUGAGUCGCUUGGCCCUGAAGAUGUUGUCGAGCCUGAGAUUAUCGUGCAAAGCAUCAGAGAAACAAUUGCCCCCAAGUUGAUCAAGUCCGAUGUGGAGAUCAUGAUGGAGAUUGAAAGUGUUUGCUUCCCUGGUGUGAAGUACGUACCUGCCAGCCUCGAGAAGCUGCAAGAGGCCAUCAGGCGUUUGGCGGCAGAAAGGCAGCUGGUGGUCAACGACAUCUGGAUGACCAAGGUCCUGCAGCUUUAUCAGAUCCAAAAGAUUCACCAUGGUGUCAUGAUGGUGGGCAACUCUGGCUCGGGCAAGUCGGCUGCAUGGCGGUUGUUGCUCGACGCCCUACAGCAAACGGAGAACGUCGAGGGCGUCUCUCAUGUCAUUGACAGCAAGGUCAUGUCUAAGGAAGCUCUCUAUGGCAACCUGGAUUCUACCACCAGAGAGUGGACUGAUGGUCUGUUCACCAGUAUUCUCCGCAAGAUCGUUGAUAACCUUCGUGGAGAGGACGCCAAGCGCCACUGGAUCGUCUUUGACGGUGAUGUCGACCCCGAAUGGGUCGAAAACUUGAACAGUGUUCUCGACGACAACAAGCUUCUCACUUUGCCCAACGGUGAGCGUCUUAACCUCCCACCCAACGUUCGGAUCAUGUUCGAGGUCGAAAAUCUCAAGUAUGCCACCCUCGCUACUGUCAGUCGAUGCGGUAUGGUUUGGUUCAGCGAGGACACCGUCACACCCGAUAUGAUGGUUUCCAACUACAUUGAGACCUUGCGAACCGUCGCCUUCGAAGACCUCGACGAGGAUGCGGUCGCUACAGGCCAGAGCUCUGCUAAGGCACUGGCUGUCCAGAGCCAAGCCGCUGAUCUGCUCCAAGAGUUCUUGACGAGAGACAACCUGAUCAAUGAGGUUCUCAAGGAGGCUGCAAACUACGAGCACAUCAUGGAGUUCACAGUCGCGAGAGUGCUUAGUACCUUGUUCUCGCUCCUGAACAAGGCUGUCAGAGAUAUCAUCGAGUACAACUCCGCUCACGUUGAUUUCCCUAUGGAUCCAGAACAGGUGGAGGGGUAUAUUGCCAAAAAGGUGCUCCUUGCUUUGGUCUGGGCACUCACUGGUGAUUGCCCUCUCAAGGAUCGCAAGGCCUUUGGUGACAAGGUCGCAGGAUUGGCGAGCUUCGGAUCACCGCCACUGGAUGGCACGAGCUCGUUGAUUGACUUUACCGUCACAAUGCCUCAGGGCGAAUGGCAGACUUGGCAGCAGCAUGUUCCUACCAUCGAGGUUAACACCCACUCGGUAACUCAGACUGAUGUCGUCAUCCCCACGCUCGAUACCAUCCGUCACGAGGAUGUGUUGUACUCAUGGCUAGCUGAGCAUAAGCCGCUGCUUCUUUGCGGUCCUCCGGGUUCCGGUAAGACGAUGACGCUGUUUAGCGCUCUAAGGAAAUUGCCCAACAUGGAGGUCGUCGGCCUCAACUUCUCGAGUGCUACUACACCGGACCUACUCAUCAAGACUUUCGAGCAGUAUUGCGAGUACAAGAAAACCUUGAACGGUGUUAUGCUUUCGCCUACCCAGAUUGGACGCUGGCUUGUCAUCUUCUGUGAUGAAAUCAACUUGCCUGCUCCCGACAAGUACGGUACUCAGCGUGCCAUUUCCUUCCUCCGCCAGCUGGUUGAACACAACGGCUUCUGGAGAACGUCAGACAAGGCAUGGGUCACUCUUGAUAGAAUCCAGUUUGUCGGUGCUUGCAAUCCUCCUACCGAUGCUGGUCGUACGCCCAUGGGCGCGAGAUUCCUCAGACACGCACCUCUCAUCAUGGUUGAUUACCCCGGUGAGCUGUCGCUCAUGCAGAUCUAUGGCAGCUUCAACGCGGCCGUUCUCAAGGUCAUUCCCUCGCUGCGCGGAUACGCCGAGGCACUUACCCAGGCCAUGGUGCGCUUCUAUCUCGAGUCGCAAGAACGGUUCACACCCAAGAUUCAACCGCACUAUGUCUACAGUCCUCGUGAAUUGACGAGAUGGGUGCGUGGUGUGUACGAAGCCAUCAGGCCGCUUGAGACCUUGUCCGUCGAGGGCCUCAUCCGUAUCUGGGCCCACGAAGCGCUGCGUCUGUUCCAAGACAGAUUGGUUGACGAGGAAGAGCGCAAGUGGACUGAUGAUGCGGUGCGCAGAAUUGCCAUGGAGUACUUCCCUACGAUCGAUGAACACAAGGCGCUUGGCGGACCUAUCCUUUUCUCUAACUGGCUAUCCAAGAAUUACGUACCGGUCGAUCGCGAGCAGUUGCGCGAUUUCGUCAAGGCCAGACUCAAGACUUUCUGCGAGGAAGAGGUUGAUGUGCCCCUCAUUCUGUUCAACGAUGUCCUGGAGCAUGUCUUGCGCAUUGAUCGUGUGUUCAGGCAGCCUCAAGGCCAUUUGAUUCUCAUUGGUGUCAGUGGCUCGGGCAAGACGACGCUGUCAAGAUUUGUGGCUUGGAUGAACGGUUUGAAGGUGUUCCAGAUCAAGGUGCAUGGCAAGUAUUCGGCGGAGGACUUUGAUGAAGAUCUGAGGGAGGUGUUGAGGAGGUGUGGUUGCAAGGGAGAGAAGAUCUGUUUCAUUAUGGAUGAGUCCAACGUGCUGGAUUCCGGUUUCCUCGAAAGGAUGAAUACCCUUCUCGCUAACGCGGAGGUGCCGGGCCUGUUCGAGGGUGAUGAUCUUGCUGCGCUCAUGACAGCUUGCAAGGAAGGCGCGCAGCGCCAGGGCUUGCUGCUUGAUUCACAGGAAGAGCUGUACAAGUGGUUCACAGGCCAGAUUGUCAAGAAUCUUCACGUCGUGUUCACCAUGAACCCGCCCGGUGAGGACGGCCUGUCGUCCAAGGCUGCCACGUCGCCUGCGCUCUUUAACCGUUGCGUGCUCAACUGGUUUGGAGACUGGUCCGAUCAAGCACUGUUCCAAGUUGCACACGAGCUUACUCAUUCUGUGGAUUUGGAUCGGCCGAACUGGACCGCACCGGAUACCAUUCCCGUUGCCUACAGGGGUCUCAACUUGCCGCCUUCGCACAGAGAGGCGGUUGUCAACGCGAUGGUUUACAUCCAUUACUCGCUGCAGCGCUUCAAUGCCAAGCUGCUCAAACAGCAGGGCAAGAUCACUUUCCUCACUCCCCGCCACUUCCUCGAUUUCGUUGCCCAAUACGUCAAGCUAUACAACGAAAAGCGGGAAGAUCUCGAAGAGCAGCAACGCCAUCUCAACGUUGGUUUGGAGAAGUUGCGUGACACCGUCGACAAGGUCCGUGACCUCAGGGUCACACUCUCGGAGAAGAAGGCUCAGUUGGAGCAGAAGGACGCUGAAGCCAACGAGAAACUGCAGCGCAUGGUGGCUGAUCAACGCGAGGCCGAGCAAAGGAAGAACAUCUCUCUCGAGAUCCAGGCCGCGCUAGAGAAGCAGGAAGCCGAGGUUGCAUCCCGCAAGAAGGUCGUGCUUGAGGAUCUCGCCAGGGCAGAGCCAGCUGUCGAGGAGGCCAAGGCUUCCGUAAGCAGCAUCAAGAGGCAACAUCUCACGGAAGUCAGGUCUAUGCCUACUCCCCCUUCUGGUGUCAAGCUUGCGCUUGAGUCCGUUUGCACGCUCAUUGGCCACAAGGCGAACGACUGGAAGACGAUCCAGGGUAUUGUGCGCAGAGAUGACUUCAUUGCCAGCAUUGUCAACUUCAACAAUGAGAAGCAAAUGACCAAGAGUCUCAGGGUCAAGAUGCGCAACGAGUUCUUGGCCAACCCGGAGUUCACUUUUGAGAAGGUCAAUCGCGCGUCCAAGGCCUGCGGUCCCCUCGUGCAGUGGGUGGAGGCGCAGGUUAACUAUGCUGAGAUCCUGGACCGUGUUGGUCCCCUCAGGGAAGAAGUCAUGUUGCUUGAGGAACAGGCUUUACAGACCAAGGCCGAGGCCAAGGCUGUUGAGCAGACAAUCUCCACCCUUGAAAACAGUAUCGCGCGGUACAAGACCGAGUACGCCGCACUCAUCAGCGAGACGCAAGCCAUCAAGGCGGAGAUGUCGAGGGUGCAGUUCAAGGUUGAUAGGAGUGUCAAGCUUCUUGACAGCUUGUCGAGCGAGAGAACUCGUUGGGAGGAGGGCAGCAGGUCUUUCGAGACACAAAUCAGCACGCUUGUCGGCGACGUCCUUGUCGCGGCGGCUUUCUUGGCUUACAGCGGUCUGUACGACCAGACCUUCCGCAAGUCGAUGAUGGAAGACUGGCUCCACCAGCUGCACUUGUCGGGCGUCCAGUUCAAGCAACACAACCCGAUGACCGAGUAUCUCUCGACUGCGGAUGAGAGGCUCAGCUGGCAGGAGAACACGCUGCCUGUGGACGAUUUGUGCACGGAGAAUGCGAUUAUCCUCAAGAGAUUCAACCGGUACCCGCUCAUCAUCGAUCCUUCGGGUCGCGUUACCGAGUUCCUUAACAGGGAGUCUAAGGAUCGCAAGCUUACCGUCACAAGUUUCCUGGACGAUUCGUUCACCAAGGUCCUUGAAAGUUCCCUUCGUUUCGGUAAUCCCAUUCUCAUUCAGGAUGCUGAACACCUCGAUCCUGUGCUCAACCACGUGCUCAACAAGGAAUACCAGAAGACCGGUGGCCGUGUCCUUAUCCAACUUGGCAAGCAGCAAAUCGAUUUCUCGCCUGCAUUCAAGCUUUACCUCUCUACCAGAGAUCCAUCUGCUACGUUCGCGCCGGAUAUUUGCAGUAGGACGACCUUUGUCAACUUCACGGUCACGCAGAGCAGUUUGCAGACGCAGUCACUCAACGAGGUUCUCAAGUCUGAGAGACCUGACGUAGAUGAGAGGCGGUCCAACCUUAUCAAGCUGCAGGGCGAGUUCAAGGUCCAUCUCCGCCAACUUGAGAAGAAGCUGCUCCAGGCGCUCAACGAGUCGCGUGGCAACAUUCUUGAUGACGACCAUGUUAUCGAGACACUCGAGACCCUCAAGACGGAGGCGGCCGAGAUUUCAGCCAAGAUGAGCAACACCGAGGGCGUCAUGGCCGAAGUGGAGCAGAUCACACUGCAGUACAACAUCAUUGCCAGGUCUUGCAGUGCUGUCUUCGCCGUACUCGAACAGCUGCACUAUCUCAACCACUUCUACCGGUUCUCGCUGCAGUACUUCCUCGAUAUCUUCCAUUCUGUGCUCCGCGGAAAUCCCCAUCUGGCAAACGAAACAAACCACAAUGUUAGACGGGAUAUCAUUGUCAAGGAUCUCUUUGUGGCCACCUUCAAGCGCACCGCGCUGGGUCUCUUGCAGAAGGACCGCAUCACUCUUGCUAUGCUUCUUGCCCAAGCUUCGCCCUACAAGAUGGACAAGGGUCUGUUGGAUAUCAUUCUUGAUGAGCGUAUCGAGGGUAAGGAUGUCUCGAUUGAUCAGAACACCCGCGAAGAAGCAUUUGCGCGGGCGAAGAAGACUCCUGCUCUCAAGGACAAGAUCGACGCAGUUCCAGAAGCGGAUUGGGAGAAGUUCUUCACCGAGGAGUUGGCCGAGGACUUUGUUCCCAAGAUCUGGAACGACGAAACUGAGCCUAACGACCGCGCGCUUAUGUCGCUGCUGCUUGUCAAGCUCUUCCGCCUCGAUCGUUUCGUCCCUGCGGCGGAGCGCUUCGUCACUCUUGUCUUUGGCUCAGACCUGUUUGACAUUGUCGAGGACCUCAAGCAAACCGUUGAUCAAGUGUCGGCCAUCCGGCCUAUCGCCCUGGUUUCCUCCCCCGGCUUCGAUGCCUCUUACAAGGUCGACGGUCUCGUUGAGCGCAUGCGCGUCCGCUGCACAAACAUCGCCAUGGGUUCGGCCGAAGCUGAAGGCAGUGCCGACAAGGCCAUCGCCAACGCCGCUCAGACCGGAUCAUGGGUUCUCAUCAAGAACGUUCAUCUCGCUCCCGGCUGGCUUCAGGGCGUGGAGAAGAAGAUGGAGACGCUCAACCCCAACCCCGAGUUCAGACUGUUCUUGUCGAUGGAGUCGAGCCCCAAGAUCCCUGUCAACUUGCUGCGUGCCUCAAGAGUGCUCAUGUACGAGCAGCCUGCGGGUGUCAGGGCGAACAUGAAGGAUUCCAUGUCGAGCAUCUCAACCAGGUCGCUCAAGAGCCCCGUCGAGAGGACAAGGUUGUAUCUGCUGCUGUCGUUCUUGCACGCCGUUGUUCAAGAAAGGUUGCGGUAUGCGCCUAACCUGGGCUGGAAGGGUUUCUGGGAGUUCAAUGAUGCUGACUACGAAUGCUCCGCGCACGUCAUCGAUACCUGGAUCGACACGGCCGCCCACGGCCGCACCAACAUCGCUCCUUCCAACAUCCCCUGGGAGAUGAUCCGUUACCUUAUCGUCGAGACCUACGGCGGCAAGAUUGACGACGAGAACGACUUCAAGAUGCUCAACCAGCUCGUCCACACCUUUUUGACGCCGUCCGCCUUCGAUAUCGGCCACAAGCUUGUCGAAGUCAGCCAUGAUGCGGAGGAUGAACAGAAGGAUGCGGCGACCGGAGGUGACCUUGUGGUGCCCAGUGGCACAUCGCUGCAGGAGUUUAUGAGCUGGAUCCAGAAGCUACCGGAGCGCGAGCCACCUACAUACUUGGGCUUGCCAGCGAAUGCGGAGAAGUUAUUGUUGGUGGGACUGGGUAAGAGUUUGAUUGGGAACUUGAAGAAGGUGACGGAUUUGUUGGAUGAGGGAGAGGCGAUUAUGGCAGAGGCUUCUGAGGCUGCCUGA